CUGACAGCUAACUUUCCUGUCGGAAAAGUUUAAAUCCCGCCGGCGAUCCUCCGUUCAAUCACACAGCUUCGAGAAGCUUCCGCCAUUGUUUAAUUCACAGUUCGUGCUGCUUCGUACGACGAAUCCGCGAUCCUGCUCAGAUCUAUAGCUUCAAAUCGGAGAAGAAGCUCGAACGUCGAGAUAUAUUUUGCUGAUAUGGCGACUCGAAAUCGAACGUUACUGUUCAGAAAGUACAGAAACUCUCUUCGGAGCGUCCGUGCUCCGAUGACUGAAUCAAAAUCCGGCGUAGGUCCGGUGAUCGAGAUGGCGAGCACAUCUCUGUUACAUCCCAAACGCUCUUAUACUCCAAUCAGUACCGAAGAUCCAGGAAGCUCAAGUAAAGGAGCAGUGACAGUGGGGUUACCACCAGAUUGGGUUGAUGUCUCUGAGGAGAUUUCAGUGAAUAUUCAGCGUGCGAAGACCAAAAUGGCUGAGCUUGGAAAGGCACAUGCUAAAGCGUUGAUGCCUACGUUUGGGGAUGGGAAAGAAGAUCAGCAUCAGAUUGAGUCUUUGACGCAAGAGAUUACUUUCUUGUUGAGGAAAUCUGAGAAGCAGCUUCAGAGGCUUUCUGCUGGUGGACCUUCUGAGGAUUCAAAUGUUAGGAAGAACGUGCAGCGUUCUCUUGCUACUGAUCUCCAACAACUCUCUAUGGAGUUACGCAAGAAACAGUCUACUUAUUUGAAACGUUUGAGACUACAAAAAGAGGAUGGAGGGGAUUUAGAGAUGAAUCUAAACGGAAGCAGCUCUAGAGCUGAAGAUGAUGACUUCGAUGAUAUAUUAUUUAGUGAGCAUGAGAUGAGUAAGAUCAAGAAGAACGAGGAAAUAUCUGUAGAGAGGGAGAAAGAGAUUCAGCAGGUUAAAUGCUUUGCAACUCUUAGUUCUCUUCAUAGUAACCUUUUGUCACUUUCUCAUUGUGUUCUGUGUAAUCUACAGGUUGUUGAAUCCGUAAACGAGCUUGCUCAGAUAAUGAAGGAUCUUUCUGCACUUGUGAUAGACCAGGGAACCAUAGUUGAUCGGAUUGACUAUAACAUCCAAAACGUUGCUAGUACAGUUGAAGAUGGUCUCAAACAGCUGCAGAAGGCAGAACGUACACAGAGAAGUGGAGGUAUGGUUAAAUGUGCGUCUGUUCUUGUCAUCCUAUGCUUCAUCAUGCUUGUACUCUUAAUCCUCAAGGAGAUUUUUUUGUGA
Eruca vesicaria subsp. sativa (arugula) is the source of this 1227-nucleotide messenger RNA. Lineage: Eukaryota; Viridiplantae; Streptophyta; Magnoliopsida; Brassicales; Brassicaceae. The record is from the annotation of a GenBank genome assembly.